AUGCCUCGGCCGACGAAGGAUAGAGUCAUCCACGAUUACACCGCAAAGAUCCUCCCCAAGGCAAUGAUCCUCACCCUCGUCAUCUUUACCGUCGUCGUCCUGGUCUACAGUAUCGGCGGAAAGACCGCGGUACCGGAGGAAGCCGCGGUCUCUUUCGCCGGUAUCGCCUUUGGCUUCUCGGGGCUCUGGCUGUUGGGACACCUGGUCAUAUACUGCCGAGGUGCGCAGGCGGUCUCGCCCCCUCCCCUGCCUCUGACAGGUAUCGCGACUGGGGUCGGAGCCACGACGAUGGCUGUUCCCUCCGUUCCGCAGGUUUCGCAGGUUCCCACGGCGGCUGUUGGGCUCGCGGUACCUCCAGCGGUUCUUCAACACCAGCACCAACAGCAGCAUCAACAUAUGUAUCGGCCCCAGAAUAACCAACACCGGGAGUAUCAGCAGCCGAAUGGGUUCCCUCCGCGACUUCAUAAUCGCUCACAGCACCAGGAUCAGUCUCACAGGGAAGUUCUGCCACCGCAGCAAGAACCGCAACUCCAUUCACGACGAGAAGACGAAGUAAUUGUGCAACCAGAUCAGCGCGAGCAACGAGAAAGUGAGAAUCGAAUCUGUAUGCCCGAGCAACAGAAGCGUGAACAAAAACAUUGCGAGCAGCGACAGCGUCAGCAGGAACAGCGCGAGCAAGAGCAACGCAGAGAUCAGCAGCAAGAGCAACAAGCCGAAGCCGAAGCGCCGGUUCAAUCAGAGCAGGAGGAGCAUAGAAAGGCCGAGUCCCAUCGAAGACUAACAGACCAUAAACCAUACAUCGAAGAGCCGCCUUAUCCCGAGUCGGCCCCUGGACCAUAUGGGGGACCACAGGAAGAACUCAAGAAGCUAGCGCAGCAACGAAAAGAUCAACGUAGGCAACAACAGGUAGGGAAGCAGCAGCAGCAGCAGCAGCAGCAAGAGGCACGGCUCUCUAAAGAGCAAGUUCACGACAUGGCCCAUUUGCAGGAGAAUAUAUGGCCGAGACGGCCAAGCGUUCCCGGGAAUCAGCCCGCUUCAGUCACAGUCCUCGGUCCUGUUCAGCAAAGACAGCAACCGAAGGGACCAAGGACUAUGAAAGGGAGACCGCCCGAACCCCCUGGGCGCAGUUCCAGCCUCCAAAACUCGCUCCCUGGAACGUCGUUCCGAAGACAUCGCAGCUCAAGCUUGAGUGGUUCGCAGUUUAACCAGUGCGGUCAGCCAUUGAGGGGAGCAUCAAAUCGUUCGAGGCGUGCUCGUGAUGGUUGUCCCGAAGACGGCACUGAGGCUGUCGGUGUGCGAGGUCGUUCACGAGUAGAUCACGAGCGCCCAGACCCAUACCAAGACAUAGAGCCAGAGCCUAGGUCUGCUUCAACCAGAUCGACGAGCUUGGACUCUGCCACCCGAGCAUCUCUGAAGGUGAAAGUGGCCCCUGAAAGCUGGGAGAGUCCGUCAUGGGCUAACUCAUACCAGCCCGCUCCCUUGAACAUUGCGAAAGGAGACAGGCCACCAUUCGGAUACGAGAGACCGAUUGAACCAUCAAGAGAUAUAGGGGACCACGCUUUUCUUCCAAGUCGACGAUCCAGCCGGCUCGAAUCUGAUCUGCCGGGUGGAGCAGCGCAAGGCCAGGCCGGUGCCAAGAUCAGGGUGCCGAGUAUUCAAUGUACACCUGCAACGCCACCGAGCCAGUACGCUACUACCGUUCAGCCCUCCCAAGGCGAGGUACGUGAUGAAUCUAUUCAUACUUCUGUAUCCUCUUCCUCUUCUCGGUCGCCUUCCCCUCCCCGUUCAACCACCCCUUCAGCCCGACGUCCCGCUCCAAACUUUGACGAUAUGGGAAUUCCCCUGGGACGCGAAUCGACGACGCUUUGUGAAGACGCUCGUCUCUAUGUCUGA
Molecule: messenger RNA, 1893 nt
Organism: Colletotrichum godetiae
Lineage: Eukaryota; Fungi; Ascomycota; Sordariomycetes; Glomerellales; Glomerellaceae
Exons: 1
Coding region: 1-1893 (630 amino acids)
Source: RefSeq, a predicted model, not a curated record